AUGGAAGAGAGAGUUGGGACCCCAGCUGGUGCUGAGGCCAGAGUGGUAAGUGCCACACUGACAUGGCGCCAACGGCCUCCUGUCCAGGAAGAGACCAGACACCGAUUUCACAAAGUUUCCCUGGUGUCGGGUGCUCGGAUGGAAACCCCUCAGGGGAACAUGUUGGAGCAUAGCUUCCGGAGAGAAGUCAAUGGCUUUGUUAAGAAAGAAGAGGAGACUAUAAAUUGCCAGGGUCCUGGGGAGGAGCCUGGAUCUACGAAUUUUCAAAGCCAUGGGCCCAUCUUUUCCAAGAAAUAUAUUCCACCUCCCAAGGAGAAAAGGCCAGUGGUGAGGAUACAGGAGGCUGUGGAUUGGGGUGAUGGUGGCCCCCAGGCUCCCAGGACUGAACCACCAGGCGUGGGAUCUAUGGCUAGGACUGAACUAUUGGUGCCCUUGCCCGGGCCACGUGAGCCGAGUCCCCAUCCCAGUGUGGGUGUCACGAGCGUAGGUUCAAGGAACCGUGAGGAAUGGCGCGUGACUCGCACAGUGAGGACCACCACCACCACUACGGUGGUAGGAGGGCAAGUGGACCGCCGAGUGAGCAGCUCUGUGAAUGUGGGGCCCUCGAUGUCAGGCGAGACCCUGCCGAGGGGCCGCAACAUGACCCGAACCAUUCGGGCAGUGGUGGUGAACCCGAGAGCCGAGGACGCACCCAGCCGCAGCCAGGCCCUGGAACUGCUAAGCAACCUCGUACCGGCUGAGCGCAGCCCUCCUGCCAGCCGGAUCCCAAGGCUCACCGGACUUACCUCAAGGGGCUCAGCCCUAGGUGGCACAGUGGGAACAACCCUGGGACAGCCACUUGAGACUAGCACAACCGAACUGAAGAACAGCCCAAGCCUGACCCCAGGAGGCAUCUCCAUGGUCGAUCAUCGCACUCAGAACCUAGAUGUUCCUGUAGCCCACCCAGCCCAAGACCAAGGCAGCGUCUCAGAUGCCAGAGCUGGGGAAUCUUCAAGGCUGCAGGAAGCCUCCAGUCCUGUCCUGCUCCCCAACGAGACUUCUCAUAACCACCUGCCAACACCCUCUUCUCCCAAGCCUCAGACCCGUGCCUCCUCCCUGGUGCAUCCUCCAGAGCAACCAGUGGUAUCCACACACCUCAAAGCCCAGCCCAUGCCUCAUUUCCCGCCCUCUGUGGAAGAGAAGCUUACAGGUCUCCCCACGGACCCUGUUCUGCCUGUGGCGAAGGGCGGGGUUACAGUUCCUGAGCAGCCCCCUAGCCCAUCCUCUGUAAGGAGGAAAGCUGUUCCUAGUCCCCAAGGCCUUUCUGCUCCGGCUUCACCAAAGAAUAAGUUUGUUCAGGACCCUGAAAAUGUGCCUGUUUCUGUUCUUACUCAGAAAGAGGUAUUUCCGGGCCCUAGUGUUCCUGCCCACUCCCACACCCCCAAAGAGGUUGCAAAGGCCCCUGCUGCUUCCACUGCCUCAUCCUCCAGUUCAGCCAAGGUUGUCCAGGGUGUAGAAGGAGGUGCUUCCAUCGAGAAGGAGGAUGGCCAGGACGCUUUAGAUAGCCCUUCCCAUCCCCUUCCUUGGAAAGAGACAGCUGAAGGCCCCACUGCCCCGAUGCCCCAGACCCCCAAACAGGGUGAAAUUGUCCAGGAUUCUCAAGGGAACUCUUCCUCAUCACCUACCCCAAAUGAAGGCCCUGCCAGGCCCCUGGCUCCAUCUUCUUCAGAGGCCAAAGUGUCCCUCAGUCUAGAAGGCUCUCCUGCCUCAAAGCUGGUGGGAACAAAGGCCAGCAUGGAGUCGCAGUUCGCCCCAGGCCCCACUGAGGGGAGUGCCACCGCAGAGCCAUCUAGGGAGGAGGAUGAAGCAGCCCUGACUGCUGACCUGGAGAUUUUCCUGGAUACCUUGCGGAGCAUGGAGCCCCCUGAGAUCCUCCGAACUCACCGACUGCCCCGAGCUCCCCGCUCCUCCUACCUGGCCAUGUAUGCCACACUGCCUGCCAUUGAGGAGGAUCAGCUGAGCCCAUCCAUUCCAAGACCCAGUCCCCAGGAGGAACCUGCCCUGGAAGAGGAGGAGGAGCUGGAGAACCCUUACCUGAGCGAUGAUGAGAAACUCCAGCGCAGGCAGGAGAAAGCAGGGCCCAGCCCCGCCCUGGAUGCCGACCCACCCAAGCCUGCUAAGGUCUCCUGCUCGCCUCUGGAGAUGAUGAAGAGGCAUACAGCAGAUCAAGGUCCCGGACCUCAGCCCAGCAACCGGCCUACUUCCCGCCUUGGAGGCAGCCUUCUCUUUGGCAGUCUGGUGCCAGCCAACAAGGACAUCCCUACCCUGGAACCACUAGGUUCAAAAUUAUCUGCUCUGCCACCCCAUGGAGCUCCAGGGGUCAGGAAGGUACCUGGACAGUUACCCCUGCUCUGCAGCGGAAGGCCACCACCAGAGAAGCCAGCACCUUCCCAACCCAUGGAAGGGUGGAGUCCAGCACUGAAGACUCAGGGCAAGCUGAACACCAGGCCUGGGAAGGUGAUGCUCUUCUCAGAGCCUGGCUGCCAGGGCAGAAGCAGGGAAAUCUGGGGAGACACUGCAGAUACCUCAGGCUGGACCCCUGUUGCCUCCGUGAGGGUGGUGCGAGGCUGUUGGAUACUAUACGAACAGCCGGAGUUCCAAGGCCAGAAGGUGGUUCUUCCUGAAGGGGAUGUGGACAUCAGCACCCUGGCAUCCACUUGGAGUACCCAAGGCAUCGGCUCCUUGAGGAGGGCUGUGUGGGACUACCGCACCCCGGGGAUCAGCCUGUUCUCUGAGGAGGGCCUCAAGGGCAACCAAGUGAUGCUGACAGGGGACUUGAAAGACUCUCAAGGUCUAGAGAGACCCCUACAGGUGGCAUCUGCCACUGUCUCUGCAGGACUGUGGCUGUUAUACCCCAAACCAUUCUUUGAAGACACUCCCUAUAUCCUAGAGCCUGGAGAAUACCCUACCUUGGAAGCCUGGGGUACAUCAGGCCCCAGUGUAGGUUCACUAAAGCCCAUGAAACUGGGCUGCCCGAGUGUGGAGAAGCCAGGGGAGCCCAAGGCUGUGGUAUAUGAGGCCCCAGAUUUUCAGGGGCAGAGCUGGGAAGUGAGCAGAGACAUCUACAACCUUCGGCAGCCAGAGGAUAGCCGGAGCCCCCAGCUGACCUCUGUGGGGUCCCUGCGGAUCCUUGGGGGCUGCUGGGUAGGCUACGAGAAGGAGGGCUUCCGGGGCCACCAGUACCUGCUGGAAGAGGGCGAAUAUGCUGACUGGUCACAUUGGGGAGGCUAUGAUGAGUUCCUGACUUCCCUGCGGGUCAUCCGGACGGACUUUGGAGACCCGGCCGUGGUGCUGUUUGAGGACACGGACUUCCAGGGGCACUACGUGGAGGUGAGUUCCGCUAUGCCAGACGUGGAGCUAGCUCAGCACGGACCCAGCACGCAAGCCAUCCACGUGCUCAGCGGCGUGUGGGUGGCCUACGAGCAGGUGGGCUUCUCCGGUGAACAGUACAUCCUGGAGAAGGGUGUGUACCGCAACUGCGACGACUGGGGCUCCGGUAACAGCGCCCUUGGCUCCCUUCAACCCGUUGUGCAGGUUGGAGAGAGCGAUCUUCAUUUCGUCUCGAAGAUUCAGCUUUUCUCAGGCCCCAACUUCCUGGGCGACCACAUUUCCUUUGAGGAUGACCAGGCCUCUCUGCCCGCUUCUUUCCAUCCUCAGUCGUGCCGGGUCCAUGGUGGCAGCUGGGUCCUGUUUGAGGAGAAGAACUUUGAGGCCGACCAGCACAUUGUGUCAGAGGGAGAGUUCCCCACUCUCACAGCUAUGGGCUGCCUGGCCUCCACGGUCCUGGGCUCUCUCCAGAAGGUUCCCUUGCACUUUUCAGAGCCUUCCCUGUCCCUCUUCGGCCUGGAGUGCUUCGAGGGCAAGGAGAUCGAGUUGACCGGGGAGGUGCGAAGCCUACAGGCCCAGGGCUUCAACAACCACGUGCUGUCUGUGCGCGUCAAGGGUGGCGUCUGGGUGGUGUGUGAGCACAGUGACUUCCGGGGACGACAGUGGCUAGUAAGUAGCUGCGAGAUCACCAACUGGCUGACCUACAGCGGCACCCAGAGGGUGGGCUCCCUCUACCCCAUCAAACAGCGCCGAGCCUACUUCCGCCUCUGGAAUGCGGCGCUAGGGGGGUUCCUGGCAGUGCCUGAUCGCGUGGAGGACAUGAAAGCAGGCCGUGUGGUGGUCUCUGAGCCCCGAGCUGGGGGCAGCUGCGUCUGGUACUAUGAAGAGGGACUGCUGAAGAACCAGGUGGCCCCCACCAUGAGCCUACAGGUGAUUGGACCUCCAAGCCCAGGCUCCAAAGUAGUACUUUGGGCCGAGAGCCGCCUACCACGCCAAACUUGGAGCAUCAGUGAAUUGGGGCACAUCUGCAGCCAGAUGUUUGAAGGCCAGAUCCUCGACGUGAAAGGCGGCCGAGGUUAUGACCGGGACCACGUGGUGCUGUGGGAACCAACCAAGGACAGGCCUUCCCAGAUCUGGACUGUCUAUGUACUUUGAACCAGUUUCACCCCGUUUCCUGCCGGAAGCUUUUGUUGGAAUGAAAUGUUUUUUUAUAGAUC
Molecule: messenger RNA, 4583 nt
Organism: Microtus ochrogaster (prairie vole)
Lineage: Eukaryota; Metazoa; Chordata; Mammalia; Rodentia; Cricetidae
Gene: Crybg2
Product: crystallin beta-gamma domain containing 2
Source: RefSeq, a predicted model, not a curated record